Molecule: messenger RNA, 585 nt
Organism: Ochotona curzoniae (black-lipped pika)
Lineage: Eukaryota; Metazoa; Chordata; Mammalia; Lagomorpha; Ochotonidae
Exons: 1
Coding region: 1-585 (194 amino acids)
Source: RefSeq, a predicted model, not a curated record
AUGGAGAGGAAGGCCCCGGGCCUCUCAGGAGCACACGCGAGCAGAAGCAGCACCAGACCGCCUCGGGGACCGUGCCGCCUGUCCGGGGACUGCAGGGCUCCGUGCUGGACAGGCCGGUCUCGCGAACACCCGCCCUCCCCGAGCCCGCAUCCCUCCUCGCGGCCUUCCCACAACCCUCGGUUUCUGGGAACCGCAGGAUGUGAAGCAGCCCAACGGCCUUUCUCCCCACGGGCCCUGACUGCCGGAACCGCCCCAGGACACCCCACUUCCCACACCCCAAAACGCCCCAGCCCCAAAGCCACGCCCAGGCCUCUGCCGCUGCGUCAGCACGUCGCCGGGACGUCGGCCCUCCGCGGCUGCGCUGUAAAGGCACGUCAGGCUUCAGCAGCGGGAGCGAGAGCGCCCUGUCCUACCUGUGCUCUCCGGCCGCCGGUCAGUCGGCAAGCAGCAGGACAGGAGGGGAGCGCCGUGGCUGGAAGACGGGGGAGGAAGGCCAGGGAUGCGAGGCAGCCGCCAGGCGACGAUUCUGGAAGGGCCGGUGGUGGGAGGGGUGCCCGCUCAGGGCGGAGAGACCGGAGCUGGUAA